AUGGGCUUUGUGUAUGGAGAACUACUUAGAGCCAAGGAGGAGAUUAAAAUGGCAUUCAAAGAUCAAGAAACUCACUAUCGUCCAAUCCUUGACAUUGUUGAUGGAAAAGCCCGUGGUCGACUUGAUAGUCCAUUGCAUUUAGCGGGUUACCUCUUGAACCCUUACUACACAUAUGCCAAUCCAAGUCUUGAGAAUGAUAAUGUGGUCAUGGAUGGGUUCUUCACUUGUGUUGAGACAUUCUUUCCUGAUGACAUUCAAACUCAAAGUUUGGUGACAGAUGUAGAAUUGCACAAGUAUUUGAAGAAAGAUGAUGGAUUUGGAAGAGGUUUGGCUAAGGCGGGAUGCGCACAAAAUGAUGACAAUUAUAAUCCGGUUUUGUGGUGGAAUAUUUAUGGAAACCUUGUACCAAGAUUGCAAAGUAUGGCUAAGAGGAUACUUUCAUUGACCACAAGCUCAUCCGGAUGUGAGAGAAAUUGGAGCGCUUUUGAGGGGAUCCAUACAAAGAAAAGGAAUAGACUAGAUAUAACGAGGUUGAACAAUUUAGUUUAUGUCCAAUUCAAUGCCAAGAUCAUCAACAAGAAGAGAAGAAUGAAAGAGAAGAAUGUGGAUGUAUUACUAGCAUAUGUAGAUUCCGAUCUUACUAGUGAAGUAGUUGGAGAGGGAUUGGGAUUGGGAGUGGAUAGUAGCUUAGAGCAUAGGAGAAGUAGUAGAAUUCAAGAAAUUAGAGAACUUCAUGAGAAGGAUUUUGUAUCGGAUGAAGAGGAAGAAGAUGAGAUGACUUUUGAGUUUGAGUCCGAUGAGGAGGGAGUACUAGACGGAUAUGGAGAAGAAGAAUUUGAGGAUUAG
Messenger RNA from Rosa chinensis, 846 nucleotides. RefSeq lists its product as uncharacterized. NCBI's taxonomy places the organism in Eukaryota, Viridiplantae, Streptophyta, Magnoliopsida, Rosales, Rosaceae. Bases 1 to 846 code for a protein of 281 amino acids. Gene Ontology annotation, molecular function: protein dimerization activity. The record is from RefSeq and is a predicted model, not a curated record. The transcript is spliced from 4 exons.